Medicago truncatula (barrel medic) is the source of this 1563-nucleotide messenger RNA. RefSeq names its product cell division cycle-associated 7-like protein. The transcript is spliced from 5 exons. Lineage: Eukaryota; Viridiplantae; Streptophyta; Magnoliopsida; Fabales; Fabaceae. Gene Ontology annotation, cellular component: nucleus. The record is from RefSeq and is a predicted model, not a curated record. Gene Ontology annotation, biological process: regulation of DNA-templated transcription. Bases 141 to 1298 code for a protein of 385 amino acids.
UUGGACAUUCUCUCUUCCCUCCCAUUACCAUAGUCUCCUCCACUUCGAAAUUCCAUAUCAAACCCACUCACUGAACUUGACCGUUGAAGUCUCACUGUCCAUUUCACACUUCAAAACCUAAGCUUAUAUCAUCAUCAUCAAUGCCUCCUCUACAAAAACGAAAUCGAACUGAAAUCGACAAUCCUCAACCAGCAAUCACAAUGAACAAUCAUCAACACAAAAUAUCUGAAUACGAACUCUCAAGAGAAGAAAGAAUCCGCGAAAAUCACGAAAGAAUGGGAAAAUUGGGUAUUCUCGACAUUUCACUUUCCCUCAAGCUCAAACCUAACCCACCUUCACGCAGAACCCCUUCUAACAACCCUAAAUCCCCAAUUUCUCUCAACCCUUCUGGCCCAUCUCGCCGAUCUUCCAGGUUGCAGAAUGUUGCUCCAAUUAGUUACUCUGAAGCGCAAGUGAAGGGAGAAAAGCGUGAGAAAAGUACUAGGAUUGUGAUAAGAGAAGGUCCUCAACCUGAGAUUUACACUAAAGAACAUGAGAAGCUUUUGGGGAACACCGAGAAAACUUGGGAACUUUUUGUGGAUGGUGUUGGGAAAGAUGGGAAACGGAUUUAUGAUUCUGUUCAAGGAAAAUCUUGCCAUCAGUGCAGGCAAAAAACUCUUGGUUAUCGAACACGCUGUUGCGAAUGCCACAUGGGCCAGGGGCAGUUUUGUGGAGAUUGCUUGUACAUGAGAUACGGGGAGCAUGUAAUAGAAGCCUUGGCGGAUCCAACUUGGAAAUGCCCACGUUGUCGUGGAAUUUGCAACUGUAGCUUAUGCCGUAAAGCUAAAGGAUGGGAGCCUACUGGGAAUCUGUAUAGAAAGGUAUUGCAGUUGGGAUACAAAUCAGUCGCACACUACCUCAUCCAAACUCGUCGCUCAGAUACAGUUGUUGAGAUAAAUGAUGAUACUUGCAACCCAGUUUUAGAUACAGAUGUUGAGAAAAUUGAUGAUGCUUCCAUCCUAGUUUCAGAUACAGAUGUUGAGAAAAUUGAUGAUGCUUCCAACCCAGUUUCAGUUAAAAGGUCUCUACCUUUCUCUGAUGAGGUCAAUGAGAAUAAGCUUGGACCAAAGCAGUCUCUAGCUAAAGCUGAAACUGAUGGGGACGAGGUUGUCGCAAAGAGAUCAUUGAUUUUCCCUGGUGAUCAAGAUAAGCUUGAAAAAGUUGAAGGUUCGGAUAGCGUCAUGCUACUUGCUUCUUCUACCAGACCAAGCCCAGACAGUAUUGCUGGAAGACUUAGGUCUAGGGUCAAAAAGCCAUGAUGAUUAUAGUUUCUUUAAUUUAAGCCGAGCUAUGUUAAGAGAACAUUGUGUUUUGAAAUUAUCUAACUUGAUAAUUUUGGGAAGAAAACCUCUUUUGCCAUAGUAACAGUAGUAUCAGCAUGUGAAACACUUAAGCACCAACCACUGUUGAUUUUAAUUGAAGAGUAGUGGUAUUAUGUGCAUUUCUCAAAAUAUAUUCAGCACAUCAAAGAUCAGUGGCCAUAUUUUGAAUGUCUGGCAUUUUUUGCUUGAAUCCUUUCACAAA